GCAACUAACACAAUCCUCAUUUUGGGGAGGGGAAAAAAGUAAGCUCGUUGAAAUUAAUGCUUUGUCCGUUAAUUUGUGUUCUUUUUAUAUAGAUAUUUUUCGAAGCGAAAGUGUUCCUCCCAUUUCUUCAGACGUUAGUGCGCGUUCGUGCCGUAUUUAAUAAUGUAAUAUUUACAACAACCUUGUUAACCCAUUUCGUUCUGUAAUUUUUGCAAAGCUUGAAAAAAAAGAAAAGGGGGGGGAAGGGUCAGCGGAGCGCAGCGCUUCCGCGUUUGCCCGCGAGAGGGGGCGUUACAGGCGUAGCAUCCAUAGAGACGGAUACAAAGGCAACAAUGGCCGAUAUAUCUCUGUAUCUCACUAACGUCAAUGUGUCGAUAGGGCAAAGCAUGGACUUGGAUCAGAUCCCAAAGCUGGCCAAGGACUUCGAGUGCGUCGAGCUUGGAGAGCUGGAGAAGAGAGAGGAAGAGCAAGAGCAGCGGGAGAAGGCUCCCCGUCGAAUAAUACAUUUCUCCAGUGGUGAGACCAUGGAGGAGUACAGCACCGAUGAAGAGGAGGGUGAGGACAAGGAGCCGGAGAAGAAAGACCUGCUGUCACCCCCCGUCGAUGCGGUGAGGACAAAGAUGACCUGGGGUCCAUAUUUCUGGUUCCACAUGUGGAGAGCGGCUACAUCCACCAUCUCUGCCUGUGACUACCUGGGGGAGAAGAUGGCCUCCCUCUUUGGAAUAACAUCAGCCAAGUAUCAAUAUGCUAUUGAUGAAUAUUACAGGAUGAAGAAAGAGAAGGAGGAAGAAAACGAAGAAAACCGGUUGUCAGAAGAGGCGGAGCGAGCCUUUGACCAGUUACGGUCUCAGGAGGACCAAGAUGAGCCGAUAACCAUGACGGACCAGCCGGAGGUUACCGCCCCCCAACCCGAUGUGACCUUUCAGGUGGAUAACGAAAACCAGGCCCCAUCAGUUACCAUCACCGUCCCUGCUAUCGUCACAGCCACCUAACUGCCUCUGGAAGCAGACAUUCACGCUUUCAUGUCUGUUUUUAUUUGGUAUAUGUUAAAAACGGGAAAACCAAUUUGUUUCAACGAGCACAGUUUGACGUUGUGUAUCACACGGCUUUGGAAAGUCAGCGCUUCCGUAUUUUGGUUUCACCACAGGGACAAAAGAAUUGAUUCUACUUUGCUCUCCGCUGAGUGUCUCUCUCUACAGUGGCUUUUAUACGGAUUAAAAUCUUUUCUGUGGAGCGAAGGUUAAAUGUUCCUCCGCUGUGCCUCUGAUGGACCGGACACUGUGCCUGUAGCUCACCAACACAGCCAAGUCAGUGCCAGAUCCAUAGGAAAACCAUUGAAAAUGCCUUCAAAUGAUCUGGGAAGUCUUGGAAAUCCUCUAGAUUAAAUCCAUCGUUAUUACCGUAUUCCCCGGACCACAAGUCGCACCUGAGUAUAAAUCACACUCGGCAACAAAAAACAUAUUUAAGUCGCAUUUAUGCGGCGGUACAAUAUUUUCAAUUGAGUCACAUGGUUAAACAGUGCCAUCUAUUGGCCUUAGUUGAAAUGCGGUGUAUUGGUCCGACAAAAUUACAUCGUAUAAGUCGCUUUGGAAUAUAAGUCGCAGGACUAGCCAUACAAUUAAAAAAAACAGCGACUUAUAGUCUAGGAAAUACGGUAGAUACUGGAGCACUGGAGUACAGAGGUCUGGUUGAAAUUAUGCACUGCACACGAAAAAAAAAAGCCUGCGGCUACAUCAAAAAAACACUCAUUUUAACACUAACAUGUCUUUCACUUGUUAAUUUAUGUGUUUGUAUUAAUGUCUACAAAGCUUGUAAUGCACUGAACGUCUGUGGAAGCACUGAGCUGACACCAUUUAGCCUUAAUGACUCAUUGGUUCUCCAAUCAUCUCUGGACUAUGGGAUCUCCUGACCAAUUUUUCAAUUUUGACUGAUAUUUUAAUGAAAAACAAUGGGUGGAAAAAAAGGUUUUGGUUGUCUACAUGUUGUUUUCUAAGUAUGCCUUAUCUAAUUAUGAUUUAAUUUGUCAUUGCACUAUAUGUGGUAUGUAAGCCUUGGAUAAUGAAAGGGACUGAUUUUCAAGUCAGCAUUAAGACACAUGAAUUUAAUCUUCUGUUUGUCUUUAGUACAAUUUCUAAUAAUGUAUUUAUUUCACUGAAUUGACUGAGAACUUAUUUUAAUACAUUUUUCUAUUGUUUUGGUAAAAAAAAUAUACCCUAAUUAACUGUCAAUAAAGUCAAAGUUAUCACUAA
Messenger RNA from Lampris incognitus (smalleye Pacific opah), 2249 nucleotides. Its product is annotated as protein FAM177A1-like. NCBI's taxonomy places the organism in Eukaryota, Metazoa, Chordata, Actinopteri, Lampriformes, Lampridae. The transcript has 5 exons. Bases 333 to 992 code for a protein of 219 amino acids. The record is from RefSeq and is a predicted model, not a curated record.